Molecule: messenger RNA, 1375 nt
Organism: Temnothorax curvispinosus
Lineage: Eukaryota; Metazoa; Arthropoda; Insecta; Hymenoptera; Formicidae
Gene: crok
Exons: 3
Coding region: 143-598 (151 amino acids)
Biological process (GO): regulation of synaptic transmission, cholinergic; positive regulation of voltage-gated potassium channel activity; sleep
Source: RefSeq, a predicted model, not a curated record
GCGGUCAGUUGUGUCAAUUAUAGGCGUGGACAUAUAGAAUAUAUAAAGAGUAUUUGGAGGCAUUGAAUCUCUCGCUCCUCGCUAUCGUGAGGAGUUUUCGUAAAGCAAAGAGUGCUAAGACGUUCCUCACACUUUCCCCGAAAUGGCCAUCGGAAUCCGCUUUUCCUUUCUCGUGACAGCGUUGCUCUUUAUUUGCUGCAUCCAAGAAGGUCUUUCUAUCAAAUGUUGGGUAUGCAGGUCAGACUCGGAUCCGAAAUGCGCGGAUCCGUUUGACAAUUCCACAGUGCCCAUUACAGACUGUAAGCAGGAACCCGACUUGGAGCACCUGCCAGGCGUAAAACCAACGAUGUGUCGUAAAAUUCGUCAAAAAGUUAACGGGGAAUGGAGAUAUUUUCGUAGCUGCGCUUACAUGGGCGAGCCAGGGAUCGCGGGUGACGAGCGAUUUUGCUUAAUGCGAACUGGAACGUACAAUAUAUUUAUGGAAUACUGUACAUGCAAUAGCAAAGACGGUUGUAACUCGGCGCCCUAUCAAUAUGGCAAUUUGUACCUCUUGUUAAUCGGCCUGAUAACAACCGUUCGAUACGUAUUCGGCGUUUAAAGAAGUCUAGCCAAAGAUUCUUAACAGAUCUGAUUCACUGGAUAGUUUAGAUUUCCGUAACUAUCUUUGCAGUUCAAGAUUCACUUGUACUUACUCAAUACUCCUCUCUCAUUUUUACACAUCGAACGUCAGGAAAGACGCAAACUCCAGCAAUCAAAUAUACAUAUAGAUAUCGUAGUUUUUACUAUGCAAUUUUAUAUGCAAUUUUUAUAAUUUUUUACGCAAUCAAAUGCCUUUUUAUAUCUUUAAAAUAUCAACGAUGGCAAUCUUUAAUAUUUAGAAGAAGGAAUAACUUCCAGGAAGUCAAUAAUUUACCUUGACUUAAGCUACAUUUUAUCAAUAAAUUACAUAUUUUCUAGAAAUAUAUUUUUACUGCUAUACAAAAAAAAUGUAUAUUUGUACUAUUUUUUUCCAUUGUAAUGUUACUAUAGUACAAAUUAUGAAUCUUACUAAUAUCGAAUUAGUCGAUUAUUACAACCCCAGAUAUUAAGGAUAAGACUGCUAAAACCGUCCAGAUUAAUCAUCGCGAUCAAUUUAGUUUUAGCGCGGCAUUUUGCCAUUUUCUUAUGAUUUUUGUAUAUAUUUUCUUAAUAAUUAGCCUUUUACUGCCAUACAAUAUAAACAAGGCAUGAUCUGUAACAUUGUAUCACCGACGUACUUUAUUCGUAAAUAUAAAGCACAAUAUCAUUCAAUAUAUUGUGCUCAAAAUUUACUAUAUGAAGUUGUUAGACGAUUGUAUAUGAAGUUCAUAUAAUAAAAUGAUUUUUGAUAACUGGA